AGUUGCCUUCUGCUAACGAAAAAAUUUCGACAUUGUUUUACUUGAGUUUUUACUCAAAUUUAACUUAGCAACCUAUACAUUCAUAUAAAUCAUCGAUUUCGAUUUUGUUUUCGAACGCAACUUUAUUUUCAACUGGAGAUAUGGAAGGAAUGCUGCCUCAUUCAAGCCUUAUGGCUUUACAAGAUUUAUUAAGUCCCGCUGACGACAUAGAUCAAGACAGUGAAGAUGAAAAACCCCAAACGGCAGCUUCAUCGAUGACACCGGCAAGUAUAGGCAACUCAAAGAAGAUUGCAGGAAAAGCGGUUGAGAGAAAUAAUACUACAAAAGAUUCAAAUAAUAAAGAUAUUUGGGAUGAGGAAGAGAUACAACCUGGCGCAGAAAAUAUAGACUACGACGACCCACGACCAGAACCCGAAUACGAAAUUAUUUAUAAACAAGCUGUAACAACGGAGGAUGUUUACUUACAAAUGAGCAAUAAAUCUCAAGCCACUGCCAGUUGCGAUCAAAUUGUUGUUAGAAUUAAAUUACCAGACUCAAAGAUUUCCGAAAUAGAUUUAGACGUGAAAAAGUCUUUUAUUGAUUGCAGAUGUCCAAAUUAUAAACUAGGCUUACAUCUACCUCAACCAGUUGAUCAUAAAUCUGGAAAGGCUGAAUGGAAUGGAAAAACAUCAACAUUAUCAAUAACGUUAAAAAUGAUUCGAGAAUAUGAUUUUAUGAAUUUAUAGACAAUAAAUAAUUAAAAAACUUUGUUUUAUUUCAUAAAAACUAAGAAAAAAAGAAU
Molecule: messenger RNA, 781 nt
Organism: Dimorphilus gyrociliatus
Lineage: Eukaryota; Metazoa; Annelida; Polychaeta; Dinophilidae
Source: the annotation of a GenBank genome assembly